Euleptes europaea (tarantolino) is the source of this 838-nucleotide messenger RNA. It is a transcript of the gene PPP1R1B, whose product is annotated as protein phosphatase 1 regulatory inhibitor subunit 1B. Gene Ontology annotation, biological process: intracellular signal transduction. The record is from RefSeq and is a predicted model, not a curated record. Lineage: Eukaryota; Metazoa; Chordata; Lepidosauria; Squamata; Sphaerodactylidae. The coding region runs from base 5 to 817 and encodes 270 amino acids. Gene Ontology annotation, molecular function: protein phosphatase inhibitor activity. Gene Ontology annotation, cellular component: cytoplasm. The transcript is spliced from 9 exons.
CAGGAUGGACCCCAAGGAGCGGAAGAAAAUCCAGUUCUCGGUGCCUGCUCCCCCCAGCCAGCUGGACCCCCGGGCAGUCGAAAUGAUCCGCCGGCGGAGGCCAACCCCAGCUUUGCUGUUCCAGCUGUCGGAAACUUCAUCCCCUGAAGAUGAAGCAUCCCCAUACCAGAGAGCUUUGGGUGAAGGUUACCACCUUAAAAACAAAAGGAAUGCCCCCUGUGCCUACACACCCCCUUCUCUUAAAGCUAUGCAGCGCCUGGCACAGAGCCAUUUGGAAUCCAACAGCUCCUGGAUGGAAGAAGACUACGCUGAGGAGGUUGAGGAAGAGGAAGAGGACGAAGAGGAGGAUGAGGAAGAGGCUCAGGACUCAGACGACACCGUGAGAGAAAUGCCUGGCCUGUGUCAGCCAGAAGGAUCUCAGGGGCAGAAACAGACAGGCUCAGGAACCAAGGCAGCCUUGCUAAGGCAAUGCACAGUCUUGGAAAAUAAGCCCAAAGAAUCGGAGCAUCCUGACUAUCCAGCUGUCUCCAAAUCACAGAAACGGAAAGGUGGGCAGAAAGUCUCCUUCGCUGGAUCUGUAGAGGAGGUCCAGGAGGAGCCCAGCUUCCCUGGUGAGUCUGAGAAACCAGAUGGUGCCAAAGGAGGGGAAGAGGAGGACCAGCAGAACCAGGAGGCAGAGGUGGAGCUGGAGAAGGGAGACCCACCCCCUGCAGAUCACAUCAUGGAACUGAGUCAGUCUGGAUGGGAAGAGAAACCUCCUUGUGCCGCUGACCUGGAAACCAGUUCCUCCCCACCUCCAAUCCGCACAACCACCUAGCACAAGAGGGGAAGAGUAGAG